AUGACCUCCGCUCAGCCUCUUAAAAAGCGAUUUUUCAGCACCGCCUCCCCUUGGGAAGCUCGGAUAGGUUACUACCGGGCAGUGCGUCACGGGGAUCUGAUCUGGGUGUCUGGAACAACCUCCGCAGAUCCAAACUCAUCUCCAUCAGCACCACGGGUUCGUUUUCCUGGUGACGCUAAGCGACAAGCAUGUCUUAUACUGGAAGAGAUCAUUGAGGCCAUUCAGGCCGUGGGGGGCCGAGGUGCUGAAAGUAUUGUAAGAUGCCGUAUGUUCGUCAGCAGGAAAGAGGACUGUGGCAAGGUAGGGGAAGCUUUUCGAGAGAUUUUGGGAAAAGACCGCGGAGGGCAGAUAGGGGCGGCUGCAACGAUGAUUGUGGCUAAUGGGUUUGUUGAUGAUAGUAUGCUCGUGGAGAUUGAAGCUGAUGCGGUUGCCGACUUGGUUGAUUGA
Molecule: messenger RNA, 447 nt
Organism: Penicillium longicatenatum
Lineage: Eukaryota; Fungi; Ascomycota; Eurotiomycetes; Eurotiales; Aspergillaceae
Product: YjgH family protein
Exons: 1
Coding region: 1-447 (148 amino acids)
Source: RefSeq, a predicted model, not a curated record